UUGCUGUGUCACCCAGGCUGGAGUGCAGUGGCGCGAUCUCAGCUCACUGCAAGUUCCGCCUCCCGGGUUCACACCAUUCUCCUGCUUCAGCCUCCCGAGUAGCUGGGACUGCAGGUGCCCGCCACCUCGCCGGCUCAUUUUUUUAUUUUUAGUAGAGACUGGGUUUCACCGUAUUAGCCGGGAUGGUCUCGAUUUCCUGACCUCGUGAUCCGCCCGCCUCGGCCUCCCAAAGUGCUUGGGAUUACAGGCGUGAGCCACUGCACCCGGCCAGACUGCAGUAUUUUUAUUCCCUCAACUAACUUAAGGAUUGUAUCUUAAGAGUGGGAUAGAAAUGGUGUUUUAGGGAACCUCUGCAUAAGUAUACUUUGUUUGCCAAGUAAUACAAAGUGAGUAUUUGUGUGGAAAUGAUGGAAUAAAGGAGGGAGGGUAGGCAGUGAGGCAAAUGGUUACAUUCUUAUAAGGCUCUGGUUAGCCUCAGUAAAUCUAUACUUUACAUAUGAAAAGAGGGAGUAGAGGAAAAAGUCAGUUACGCAUUCAUCUCAGGGUAGGCCAAGGGAUGAUUUCUGGUUUUUAUCCUUGUCUUCUACCUGUGAAGAUAAGCUGGUAAUUGACAUUGUUAAGGUGAGCUUCAACAGAACUCAGUUUCCGGGCUAGUUUAUAGGGAAGAUAUGUAUCCUGAAAGAUUAAGACGAGGGAAGCCAUCUUGGGAGAUACGUGACCCUCUAUUGUUGUGGGAAUGUGGCUUAUGGAUGAGGCUACAUAUGUCUUGGUUGUGAAAUUACAGCUAUCUGUUUGGGAACAAAAGGAAAGUAGUAUUGCCUUACUUAGUUCCUAAGCUUAACUUCCCCUUUGGCAUCGUGCGUUUAGAGUCCCGAGAUUCUAUUUUCUUUUCACAUCAUUACUGUCUUCCAGGAUGUACUUGUUAAAGAGUUACUCUGCCAUGCUAGAUUCAGACCCACCUCCCCGCCAAUCUUGGACAAGUUGAACAUGGUCACCCAGUUCUUUGAUAGAUUUCACCUGCUCAUUCAGCAAUGUCUCAGGCUGUGCAGACAAACGGAACUCAACCAUUAAGCAAAACAUGGGAACUCAGUUUAUAUGAGUUACAACGAACACCUCAGGAGGCAAUAACAGAUGGCUUAGAAAUUGUGGUUUCACCUCGAAGUCUACACAGUGAAUUAAUGUGCCCAAUUUGUUUGGAUAUGUUGAAGAACACCAUGACUACAAAGGAGUGUUUACAUCGUUUUUGUGCAGACUGCAUCAUCACAGCCCUUAGAAGUGGCAACAAAGAAUGUCCUACCUGUCGGAAAAAACUAGUUUCCAAAAGAUCACUAAGGCCAGACCCAAACUUUGAUGCACUCAUCAGCAAAAUUUAUCCAAGUCGUGAUGAGUAUGAAGCUCAUCAAGAGAGAGUAUUAGCCAGGAUCAACAAGCACAAUAAUCAGCAAGCACUCAGUCACAGCAUUGAGGAAGGACUGAAGAUACAGGCCAUGAACAGACUGCAGCGAGGCAAGAAACAACAGAUUGAAAAUGGUAGUGGAGCAGAAGAUAAUGGUGACAGUUCACACUGCAGUAAUGCAUCCACACAUAGCAAUCAGGAAGCAGGCCCUAGUAACAAACGGACCAAAACAUCUGAUGAUUCUGGGCUAGAGCUUGAUAAUAACAAUGCAGCAAUGGCAAUUGAUCCAGUAAUGGAUGGUGCUAGUGAAAUUGAAUUAGUAUUCAGGCCUCAUCCCACACUUAUGGAAAAAGAUGACAGUGCACAGACGAGAUACAUAAAGACUUCUGGUAACGCCACUGUUGAUCACUUAUCCAAGUAUCUGGCUGUGAGGUUAGCUUUAGAAGAACUUCGAAGCAAAGGUGAAUCAAACCAGAUGAACCUUGAUACAGCCAGUGAGAAGCAGUAUACCAUUUAUAUAGCAACAGCCAGUGGCCAGUUCACUGUAUUAAAUGGCUCUUUUUCUUUGGAAUUGGUCAGUGAGAAAUACUGGAAAGUGAACAAACCCAUGGAACUUUAUUACGCACCUACAAAGGAGCACAAAUGAGCCUUUAAAAACCAAUUCUGAGACUGAACUUUUUUAUAGCCUAUUUCUUUAAUAUUAAAGAUGUACUGGCAUUACUUUUAUGGACAGAUCUUGGAUAUGUUGUUCAAUUUUCUUUCUGAGCCAGACUAGUUUACGCUAUUCAAAUCUUUUCCCCUUUAUUUAAGAUUUCCUUUUUGGAAGGGACUGCAAUUAUUCAGUAUUUUUUUCUUUCCUUUAAAAAAAUAUAUCUGAAGUUUCUUGUGUUUUUUUUUUUCCCCACAAAGUGUGUUUCCACUUGGAGCACCAUUUUGACCCAGGAAUUUUUCAUAGUUUCUGUAUUCUUAUAAGAUUCAGUUGGCUGUCCUUUUCCUGCUCCCCUCAAAAGAUUUUUAGUCAUACAGAAUGUUAAAUAUUAUGUAUUCUGACUUUUUUUUUCCCCCGGAGUCUUGUAUAUUUAUAGUUUUCUAUAUAAACUGUAGUAUCUUCAUGAAGACCCAAGGCUCAAAUUUACUGUCCUUAAAAACAAUUCUCAUAGGAUUAUUCUUUUCAUGGUAUUUUCUUCCAUAAUAUCUCAUUUUAAAAAGAAGUUCUUUAUGAACUUAGUGUCCAUUGUCAUGCAAUGUUUUUUUUUUUCCAUUCUUUUUCCCUGUAAUUUUGGAAUUUCUGGUCCUGGGAAGAAUCAAACAAAAUCUUAAGUUCUAUGAGAACUUGGUUCAUUGACAUAUUCUGCUGAAGAAAGAAAAAUUAAAUUGGUAGUAAAAUAUAGUCUUCAAGUAUACGUUUGAGAGUGCUUUUUUUUGUAUUAGUUCUGCUGUCACUUCAUUUCCUGUAUUAUAUGUGAUGUUUUUCCCCAUUAAAAUACCAGAGAUAAUGGAGAUAUUUUGCACUUUAGCCUUGAUGAAAAGUACAAGAUAUGUUCAAAGCUUCCCUAAUUUUUUUCUUAUUUGUAGCCACAUAAGUUUCAAGAAUAACAUGGCACACAGAACAAUGGAAAAAAGUUUGUUUCCAUUGGAAAAUUAUAUCAUUUUGGGUUGCCACAUCAGUUUAUAAAUUUGGCGCUCUUUUAAUUACACUCUGUAGAAGGUUAAUAGAGCUUGAGCCCUGCUUUAAUAUGUAGUGAAAGAUAAUUCUGUAGAAAAACGUCAGCCAGUAGGGUAAAGUCAUUCUACUGUUCUUAAUUUUUAUAUUGAGGAACAAUAUUGGGUGUUUGGGAGCCAGAAAGCUUUGUUGACAGAUCAGAAAUAAGAUUGACUUGGGUGUUAUAUUUCAUCUCUCUCCAGACUCUAGGUAUAUUUCCAACUUUAUAUAUCACAGUAUUUAAAAAGACAUGUUUGCAUUGAGAAAUUAACCCUAAAGGGUUUUCAAUAGGGUGUAGACCUCCAGUACCUUUGUAACUAAAGUCUGUCUAGUCAUUGUAAAUAUUUAUCUGUCAGUUUUGACAGAUUGGGGCCAGCUUGAUGUUUUAAAUCUUCAGCCCGGUAUGAAAACUUAAAGGUAUAUAUUCAAUUUUUUACCAUUUUAUGGAAAAUAUUUAAAAUCUGUUUUUACAGGGUUUUUUUUUUUUUUUUUUUUUUGUAAUCUGUGCCAUGAAAUUUGAAAACCACCAAAAAUCAAGGGAACUUUUAUAUAUUCAAUUCCUUUUCUGGUGUAAUGUUAAAGUUGUAUAGAUUAUUAAUGCAUGCCCACUGAAUAUAACCCUGGUUUUGUGAUAAAACUGCUUAGAUUUUGUUGAUGACAUUAGAUUAGUAGUUGCAUUAAAUAACUAAAUUCCCAUUGUGAUUAAUUGAAAUUUUGUCUUUAAGCAGAGAGUUAUUUGUGACUAUAAGCUUUGUGCUUAGAGAAUGUAUGUGUUUUUAUCUGUCAGUAUGGGAGGAUAUAAACUGCAUCAUUAGUGAAAUUAUUGGUUGUGUAAUCCUUUGUGAAAUAUAAUUCUAGGUAUUUGAUAGGGUAUUGAGUGUAUUUUGUGUGUGUGUGGAUGUGUGUUUUGGGGUACGGGGAGAGGCGAUGCUAUUGGCCAUCACUACCAACCAGGGUUUCAAAAAGUAUUACCUAAGUAAUUUCUUUUAUCACUAUCUCAACUGAGGAAGAAAAGGCUCACCACAAGUGGUGUGAAGGCUUUGGGUACUUAGUUCUAAAUUUUUUUAUGGUAACAUAUACAUAGCCACAUUUACAGUUUUAACCAUUUUAAGGCAUGUAAUUCAGUGGGGUUAGGUACAUUCACAAUGUUGUGUAAUGAUCACCGCUGUCUACUUGUAAAACUUUUUCAUCACCCCAAACAGAAACUCUGUGUGCAAUUAAAGUAAUGCAUUUCUCUUCUUCUUAA
Molecule: messenger RNA, 4344 nt
Organism: Homo sapiens (human)
Lineage: Eukaryota; Metazoa; Chordata; Mammalia; Primates; Hominidae
Gene: RNF2
Product: ring finger protein 2
Exons: 7
Coding region: 1032-2042 (336 amino acids)
Biological process (GO): germ cell development; protein ubiquitination
Cellular component (GO): PcG protein complex; cytoplasm; heterochromatin
Molecular function (GO): histone H2AK119 ubiquitin ligase activity; chromatin binding; ubiquitin protein ligase activity
Source: RefSeq, a predicted model, not a curated record